Plasmopara halstedii is the source of this 906-nucleotide messenger RNA. RefSeq names its product tho complex subunit 4-like. The coding region runs from base 1 to 906 and encodes 301 amino acids. Gene Ontology annotation, cellular component: nucleus. Gene Ontology annotation, molecular function: mRNA binding. The record is from RefSeq and is a predicted model, not a curated record. Lineage: Eukaryota; Oomycota; Peronosporomycetes; Peronosporales; Peronosporaceae. The transcript is spliced from 8 exons. Gene Ontology annotation, biological process: mRNA export from nucleus.
AUGCCGCAAGUAGACCGGUUUCCAUUGUUUUACUUUAGAUCUGUGUCGUCCGUUUCCAUUCUUUCAGAUGUUCUCGCGCUUUUUCUCGCAAUGUCAUCCAUUCUCGCCUCGCUCGACAUGAGUUUGGACGACUUGAUUGCUCGCAAGAAGACCAAGAUUACCAACCCGGCGUCACGCCCUGCUAAGGCUCACCAGGCGAAGGACGUUGCUGGUCCUAUCCGAAGUGGAAAUCGUCGUAACCGCGGUCGAAGUAAGCCCUAUUCGCGAUCUCGUGGUGAAAACGACGACGAUAUGGACAUUGAUCGGAAUGAUGUUCCCGAGGGCGGAAACAGUUUGCGUGGCAAAAAGCGCUCGGUGAUCGUCAAGAAGCCAGGAAAAGCAGCCGGUAAAGGCGGAUCAUCAAUCUUGUCACGCCUGGGCGGUAGGGAUGCGGCCAAUCCAGGGACAAAAAUUCUUGUAAAAAACCUCAAGUUCGACAUUUUAGAAGAAGAAGUGCGUGAGCUUUUUGGCACGGUAGGCGACGUCUCAAAAGCUGAGAUUGUUUACGACCGAUCCGGCCGAUCGAAGGGGAUUGCUCGUGUUUGGUUUACACGUCGAUCCGACGCAGACAAGGCGAUCAAGCAAUAUGAUGGACGUACGUUGGACGGUCAGCCGAUGCAGAUUUUGUUGGACUCUGACAAAAACGUUCGUGACGGCCUUUUUGGUACUGCUCUUCAACGUGGCGAUAAAGACGUCAAGUUUAAGGUUUCCUUUGGGGGAGACAACGAGCAGGCAAAAGGCCGCCGUAGACGUCGUGGACGUGGCAAUGAUAAAGGGAGCCACGGUGUUCGUGGUAGAGAAUCUUCGUUGCCUAAGUCUGCCGAGGAUCUUGACAAUGAGAUGGACACGUACAUGAAAGACGCAUAA